AUGGCAGCUAUGGAGCCUCCUAAGCAGCAAGUUGGGGAAGAGGAAGUUCCUCGUCUGCCUAUGCCCUCACGGAAUCCACUGCCAUUAUCCUCCGGACAAGAGGCUCAGGUUAGAGAACUUUACCAUGCGAGGGUACGAGGGUACUGCGCGCCGGAAAUCAAAUUAUUCGCGGAUUGUGCCCGCGGACGAACCUUCACCGCGCCUUUUAAAUGCAGAGCACAAAAUCGAGCGAUGAAUACAUGUAUGAUAGCCCACGCUACGCCAGCCGAACAAGACGCCGCUAGAGAAGAAUGGUUCGGACUACGGCUGAAGAGGCAGAAGGAUCGAGAGGCCAAAGAGGCGAGGCGGAUAGAGCAGGAGAAGUUCCAUCGGGAGUGGUGGGGCUUGCCGCAAGAGGAUCGAGAUGGAGACAAGGGGAGAGACGUUAUGCGGAGGGCUGAGAGAGUUGGAGGAUUCCCCAAGCGCGACGAAGAUGCGCUCAGCAAGGAUCGACACAGAUGA
Molecule: messenger RNA, 501 nt
Organism: Drepanopeziza brunnea f. sp. 'multigermtubi' MB_m1
Lineage: Eukaryota; Fungi; Ascomycota; Leotiomycetes; Helotiales; Drepanopezizaceae
Cellular component (GO): mitochondrion
Source: RefSeq, a predicted model, not a curated record